Messenger RNA from Phyllostomus discolor (pale spear-nosed bat), 1787 nucleotides. RefSeq names its product opioid related nociceptin receptor 1 (gene OPRL1). The transcript is spliced from 4 exons. Gene Ontology annotation, biological process: neuropeptide signaling pathway; sensory perception of pain. The record is from RefSeq and is a predicted model, not a curated record. Lineage: Eukaryota; Metazoa; Chordata; Mammalia; Chiroptera; Phyllostomidae. Bases 260 to 1363 code for a protein of 367 amino acids. Gene Ontology annotation, cellular component: neuron projection; membrane. Gene Ontology annotation, molecular function: nociceptin receptor activity; neuropeptide binding.
CCUCCAGCCAGCAUGCCCCUCCCCCUCCGGAGCCGCAGCCCAGCCCCUCCCCCGCUCUGUGCGCCAGGCUGCUGCGUCUCGUCUGGCGUCUACUGAGGAGCAGCUGCCACUGCGCGCGGCCGCUGCAGCCCCAUCCGGACCCGGUGCUGGCGCGGGGCAGGGGCUCCCAGCCUGCUCUGCUCCUGGGUUAGGGUCUCCACGGCCCCUGCUGCCCCGGAGACACCCAGGUGCCGAGCGGCUGCGCACUUGGGGUGGCAGCAUGGACUGCCUCUUCCCCACCCCGCCCUGGGGCGUCUACGGCAGCGCCUUGCAGGACAACCUCUCCAGCCCCAACCACAGCCUGCUGCCGGCCGACCUGCUGCUCAACGUCAGCCACGGCGCCUUCCUGCCCCUCGGGCUCAAGGUCACCAUCGUGGGGCUCUACCUGGCCGUGUGCGUCGGGGGGCUGCUGGGGAACUGCCUGGUCAUGUAUGUCAUCCUCAGACACACCAAGAUGAAGACGGCUACCAACAUCUACAUCUUUAACCUGGCCCUGGCGGACACCUUGGUCCUGCUGACGCUGCCCUUCCAGGGCACCGACGUGCUCCUGGGCUUCUGGCCGUUCGGGAACGCCCUGUGCAAGGUCGUCAUCGCCAUCGACUACUACAACAUGUUCACCAGCACCUUCACGCUGACCGCCAUGAGCGUGGACCGCUACGUCGCCAUCUGCCACCCCAUCCGCGCCCUGGACGUCCGGACGUCCAGCAAGGCCCAGGCCGUCAACGUGGCCAUCUGGGCCCUGGCCUCCGUCGUCGGCGUCCCCGUGGCCAUCAUGGGCUCCGCGCAGGUGGAGGACGAAGAGAUCGAGUGCCUGGUGGAGAUCCCCGCCCCGCAGGACUACUGGGGCCCGCUGUUCGCCGUGUGCAUCUUCCUCUUCUCCUUCGUCAUCCCGGUGCUGAUCAUCUCCGUCUGCUACAGCCUCAUGAUCCGGCGGCUGCGCGGCGUCCGCCUGCUCUCGGGCUCCCGGGAGAAGGACCGGAACCUGCGCCGCAUCACGCGGCUGGUGCUGGUGGUGGUGGCCGUGUUCGUGGGCUGCUGGACGCCCGUCCAGGUCUUCGUGCUGGCCCAGGGGCUGGGCGUCCAGCCGGGCAGCGAGGCGGCGGUGGCCGUGCUGCGCUUCUGCACCGCCCUGGGCUACGUCAACAGCUGCCUGAACCCCGUCCUCUACGCCUUCCUGGACGAGAACUUCAAGGCCUGCUUCCGCAGGUUCUGCUGCGCCUCCGCCCUGCGCCGGGAGGGGCCGGUGUCUGACCGCGUGCGCAGCAUCGCCAAGGACGUGGCCCUCGCCUGCAAGACCUCCGAGACCGUGCCGCGGCCCGCAUGACUAGGCGUGGACCUGCCCAUGGUGCCCGUCAGCCCGCAGAGCCCGUCCACGCCCAACACGGAGCUCACCCAGGUCACCGCGCUCUAGGCUGACGCGUGCCCCGAGCCCCGAGUGCCGCCAGCCGCCGGGAGCUCCCCUGGGCCCGGAGGGCCUGAUGACAUCAUGGGACAGGUCAGAGCAUGAAGGCCGCCCCGCACCCCGGCCGCCCCACACCUGUCCUCCUGGUGCCAGGUGGGGGAGGGGACGUGCAAGAACUCGCCGGCAGGGGAGCCCGGCCGGAGCUCAGCCACCGUACCCACGAGUCACGGGACUCCACGGCCUCCCAUCUGCCCGCCUGCCUGUUCCGGGGGGCACGCCUGUGGAGGCGUGACAGUGCGUGUUCAGCCUCGUGCCCCUGUGCCGUGUCAUGCCUGCCGGGAACCCG